This is a messenger RNA of Arachis ipaensis, 1343 nucleotides long. RefSeq names its product DNA sliding clamp PCNA. Gene Ontology annotation, biological process: regulation of DNA replication; leading strand elongation; translesion synthesis. The record is from RefSeq and is a predicted model, not a curated record. Lineage: Eukaryota; Viridiplantae; Streptophyta; Magnoliopsida; Fabales; Fabaceae. Gene Ontology annotation, molecular function: DNA polymerase processivity factor activity; DNA binding. Gene Ontology annotation, cellular component: PCNA complex.
AUAAACCCUUUUCUCUCCGUUUCUCUCAUUCUAUCUUUCGUUCUAUUUAUCCCACCAAUUUUCCCUAGAAACUCAAAACCCUAACCCUACCGAGACAAAGCAAGAAAACCUCCAAACCCUCCAUUUUCAAGAUGCUGGAACUCCGUUUAGUGCAAGGUUCUCUGCUGAAGAAGGUUCUAGAAGCAAUCAGGGAGCUCGUGAACGAUGCGAACUUCGAUUGCUCCGCGACUGGGUUCUCACUCCAGGCCAUGGACUCGAGCCACGUUGCUCUCGUGGCCCUCCUACUGCGGUCCGAAGGGUUCGAGCACUACCGGUGCGACCGUAACAUCUCGAUGGGGAUGAAUCUCAACAACAUGGCCAAGAUGCUACGGUGCGCCGGAAAUGAUGACAUCAUCACCGUCAAGGGCGAUGACGGCAGCGACACGGUCACUUUCAUGUUUGAGAGCCCAACACAAGAUAAAAUUUCUGAUUUUGAGAUGAAGUUGAUGGAUAUCGACAGUGAGCACCUUGGAAUUCCUGAGGCAGAGUACCAUGCCAUUGUUAGAAUGCCGUCUGCUGAGUUUGCUAGGAUUUGCAAAGAUCUUAGCAGUAUUGGUGACACUGUUGUCAUUUCUGUUACUAAGGAAGGUGUAAAGUUUUCCACAAAGGGUGAUAUUGGAACUGCAAACAUAGUCUGCAGGCAGAACUCUUCUGUGGAUAAGCCUGAAGAAGCCACUACUGUAGAGAUGAAUGAGCCUGUAUCCUUGACAUUUGCAUUGCGGUACAUGAACUCAUUCACAAAGGCAACUCCAUUGUCUAACCAAGUUACCAUCAGUCUUUCAAAUGAGCUUCCAGUUGUGGUUGAAUACAAGAUUGCUGAGAUGGGUUAUGUCCGCUUCUAUUUGGCUCCCAAGAUAGAAGAGGAAGAAGAGGAGACAAAACCUGAAGUUUAGGUGUUGGAUUGACUCUAUUGGGUCUUUAAUUCGGUUGUAGUAUGCCUUGAUACAUCUUGUUGAAGAUAUUGGGUCUUCAAUUUGAUCAAGAAUAGCCUUCUUCUUGUUACCGUUGACGUUCUCUAAGCUAAUCACUGGGAUGAGAAAGGAGAGUGCUAUUUAAGUAUUUAGGAAUUCUUCUAGGUAGUUUUGCUAUUUAAGUAUUUAGGAAUUCUUCUAGGUAGUUAAAUUAGUUUUGUAUGGUGAUGAUAUGGCUAAAUUUUCAUAACGCAUGCUUUUCAAUUAGGCUUGUUGAGACUUAUAUGGUUAUAUCAAAUAUCAUAUCAUAUGCUAAGUUGUGUCGUUGAAUUUUCUGAGGCUGCCUCAAAGCACCAAGUUGCAAUAGUAUUAAUGCAUUAUUAUUUCCCCUAA